AUGUCUUGGAUUAACUAAAACCAGGUUACCUUCAACAAACCUAACAACUUGCUUGGUUUGUUUAGUCCAUCACAAGAAACCCUGCAUCACGAGCCCAUCGAAUAAUUUACCAAACUUCCCCCUCACCUUUACACCAAACAUAAAGGAAAGAAGCCUUCCCAAAUUCUGUAUGACGAGGUUGUUCAUUUAAAUAACCCAAUAGAUUUACAAGGAAAUUAUUGAAACUCCCAAUAUCAACAGAUUUCUGUAGCCUCCUCCACAAUAAGAAUUGAAAGAUCAGAAUUUUAAAUGUUGGUAAUGUUAAAAGGAAAUAUCAAAUGGCUUCCUUACUAUAGGUGCUAAUUGCGAUUAGUGCUUCUUUCAUGGCCGCUACUUUUGUAACGACUGCAUGUCUGUAGUUCGAAUGCCUAUUCCCUGGAAGGCCUUGGAUAAUUUUGAUCUAAGACACUAUAAGGUUUCUAAACUUGCUUAAUCCGAAAUAGAUAAACUAUAUGCCUUGCCAAUUUUAGAAAUACCUCCAGAGUCUAAAUUAUUGCAGGUUAACAAAACUCUAUUUGAAUUUCUCGUGCUCAAAAGAUAAAUUCAUUUGUUGUAUGACAUGAUUUGCGAUCCUAAAUUAGUACAAACGUUAUUAGAUAAAAGAAUGAACCUUUGCUUAAAAAGAAAUUGUUUCAGUUUAAAGGACUUAUACGAGAUUUACAAUGGAAGUCUGACUAAGGUCAUUUAAGGAUAUUAUAUUAUACUGUUUAAACAUAUUGAUGUUUGUAAGAGUUGCCAAAAGAGGGGACACAUUUGCAGUAUUUGCAAGCAUAUGGUACCAAUCCAUGCAUUCGAUAUCAAGAAUGUCACUUAUUGUGAUACUUGUUUAAAAGUAUAUCAUAGAGAAUGUAUUGAAUCAAAAUCAUGUCCUAAUUGUUUACAAUACAGAUGA
Molecule: messenger RNA, 931 nt
Organism: Paramecium octaurelia
Lineage: Eukaryota; Ciliophora; Oligohymenophorea; Peniculida; Parameciidae
Source: the annotation of a GenBank genome assembly